Messenger RNA from Arthroderma uncinatum, 1242 nucleotides. RefSeq names its product TFIIH basal transcription factor complex p34 subunit. Gene Ontology annotation, cellular component: transcription factor TFIIH holo complex; transcription factor TFIIH core complex. The coding region runs from base 1 to 1242 and encodes 413 amino acids. The record is from RefSeq and is a predicted model, not a curated record. Lineage: Eukaryota; Fungi; Ascomycota; Eurotiomycetes; Onygenales; Arthrodermataceae. The transcript has 2 exons. Gene Ontology annotation, biological process: nucleotide-excision repair; regulation of DNA-templated transcription.
AUGAACCGGGAGCAGGCUGAAGAUGAUAUCAGAUACCCUUCGCUCUUGACGGUCAUCCUAGAUACAAACCCGCACGCCUGGGCUCAGCUUCAAGAGACUCUCCCGCUAUCAUCUGCCGUAGCGAACCUGCUCGUCUUCAUCAACGCUCAUCUGGCGUGCAACUACGCAAACAAGGUCGCCGUCGUGGCCAGUCACAGCCAGCACGCAGUAUGGCUCUAUCCAACUCCCCCAGCUGCCGACGCGCAAAAGCAACACCACCAGCACCGGCCGUCCAAUAACGACCGCGACGGAGAUACACCCAUGACCGACUAUGGAGAACCCGCGGCCUCCCCGCAGAUCCAGCAGGGCCAGCAGAGCCAGCAGCAGCCGAACAAAUACCGUCCGUUCCUCCUAGUCGAGCAGCAGUUGACUCGCAACCUUAACCAGCUCCUCACGCGCACCCGAGCAGAAGAAAUAUCGCCCUCCACUUCCACCAUGAUGGCCGGUGCUCUUACGCUCGCCCUCAGCCAUAUCAAUCGUGAGACCAUCGCCUACCUGGAAGCACACGGCACCGCGGCCGGCUCCGACGGUGCGGGAGGCGGCGCGAGCGGACUCCCUCCACCUCCCGGCGGCGCUGCUCCUGCUUCAGCCUCGUCGACAAGCAACAGCACUGACUCGCCCGCCGGCGGAGGCGGCGGCGGCCUCCAAUCCCGUAUCCUCAUCAUAUCCGUCAGUAGCGCCGCAGACUCCGCGCAGCAGUACAUACCCAUCAUGAACAGCAUAUUUGCCUGUCAACGUCUCCACAUCCCUAUCGACAUCUGCAAGCUAUCCGGGGACGCUGUCUUCCUUCAGCAGGCGUGCGACGCUACUCGUGGGAUUUACAUAUCCGUAGACUCCCCGCGCGGCUUCCUGCAAUAUCUCAUGCUCGCCUUUCUGCCUGAUCAGCGAGCAAGGCGGAACUUGAUACUGCCUACCCGGGUCGAUGUGGACUUCCGAGCGGCUUGCUUUUGUCACAGGAAGGUUGUAGAUGUCGGGUUUGUGUGUAGUAUCUGCCUGAGUAUCUUCUGCGAGCCGCCAGAGGGAGCCAACUGUCUGACGUGUGGCACGCAUCUGGCGUUGGGUGACUACGGGGCCAAACCCGUCGUCGUUGCGAGGAAGAAGAAGCGCAAGAAGGCCACCGCAAAGCCGCUGAAUGGGAACGGGAAUGGGGGCUCAUCUGGCGCAGUAACCCCGAGUUCGAUGGCCACUACUCCCGCUCCUUGA